This is a messenger RNA of Heterobasidion irregulare TC 32-1, 1989 nucleotides long. RefSeq lists its product as uncharacterized. Gene Ontology annotation, molecular function: nucleic acid binding; RNA helicase activity; ATP binding. NCBI's taxonomy places the organism in Eukaryota, Fungi, Basidiomycota, Agaricomycetes, Russulales, Bondarzewiaceae. Bases 1 to 1989 code for a protein of 662 amino acids. The transcript has 9 exons. Gene Ontology annotation, cellular component: nucleolus. The record is from RefSeq and is a predicted model, not a curated record.
AUGUCUGGCUCAACUGCAAUUGCAGGAUCAUGGUCCUCCCUACCUGUGCCAUUGACUUCAUGGAUGUUCGAUGUCAUACAAUCUAUGGGAUAUACUCAAAUGACACCCGUCCAAGCUUCAACCAUUCCAUUGUUCAUGAAAAACAAGGACGUGGUGGUAGAAGCAGUCACUGGAUCUGGAAAAACUCUCGCCUUUGUUAUUCCUAUUCUAGAGCGUCUGAUUCGACGGCCAAACAAGCUUCGUAAGAAUGAGAUUGGAGCGCUCGUGAUUAGCCCUACCAGAGAACUCGCAUCCCAAAUACACUCUAUCUUCACUCUAUUUUUAUCCUCACAACCUGUAUCUUCCACUACCGAAGAUCCUCCUCGCGCUUCCGAAACUCCUUCGGACGAAUAUCCCUCUCCUCUCCUUCUCGUCUCAUCUUCCGAAUCGACUCCUGCACAGGAUGUUCAGCGCUUCAUCUUAAUGGGAGCUGAUAUUAUAAUUGGCACCCCUGGACGUGUAGAAGAAUUUCUACUUGGGAAAGGUAGGGAUGCAGUGGUUGUCAAAGAACUUGAUGUUCUCGUCUUAGAUGAAGCAGAUCGCUUGCUUGACAUGGGGUUUCAGCAGACCUUGACUCGGAUUCUUACUCACCUGCCAAAGCAACGGAGAACCGGUCUGUUCAGCGCUACCAUGACAGAUGCCGAUGCCAUUUCGGAGCUUGUCCGGGUAGGACUGCGCAAUCCUGCCAGAAUUGUGGUUAGAGUGCAGUCAAAGAGGGUUUCAAGUCACCAUGCGAGCGAUCCUGAAGGCCGCGGACAAACGAUCGAAGAACGCAGGAUACCUGCUAACCUCAAAAUAUUUCAUGUGUCGUGCCGGCCGUCAGAAAAACUUAUACAACUGACUCGUAUAGUGCUCCACGAGGUGACACACCACCGGGCUGCACGGUUCAUAAUCUAUUUUGCAACUGGCGUUUCUGUUGACCACUUCUAUCGCGUUCUUCCUCUGUUUCUUCCGGCUAGUGCAAGCCUGUUCUCUAUGCAUGGCCAUCUUCAACCUUCUGCCCGCACACAUACUCUAUCCUCGUUUACUUCAUCUCUCUGCACACCGACGGCUCCCUCGAUUCUUCUCGCAACUGACGUUGCCGCAAGGGGGCUCGACCUUCCUGACGUUGAUGUAGUCAUUCAAUUUGACCCACCCUCUGAUACCAAAGCAUUUUCACAUCGAUGCGGACGUACAGCGCGUGCGGGUAAGAGCGGCAGAGCCUGGGUCUUGCUCGUAGGACGGGAGCGAGAAUACGUCGAUUUCUUGUCUGUUCGAAAGAUCCCUCUUCAUGAGCACCAGUAUAUUCUCCAGAAUGGCGCACUCUCAGCAGAAGGCGAAGAUCGCCCAGAGGACAGUGCAGUAUCCUCCUUCCAGUCAAGUAUUCGUAGCGAGCUGUUAAAAGAUCGCUCUUCGCACGACAGGGCAACGAAGGCUUUCGUGUCGCUUGUUCGCGCAUACAGCAAACAUGAGGCCUCAUACAUCUUCCGAGUCAAAGAUCUCGAUCUUGUUGGCACAGCGAGGUGCUACGGUUUACUCCGUCUUCCUCGAAUGCCGGAAUUCAAAAAUGUGGACAAAAGUAGUUGGAAUGAUGCUGACGUUGAUUGGGGCUUGUACGCUUACGCAGAUACAGCGCAAGAGGCAAAACGACUCAGCGCAGCUAAAGCCAUAUCUUCACAAGAUAUGCGCCAGAAACGGCUACCCAAGGACAAAUCCCAAAAUGUGGCGUGGAGCAACAAAAUCACCAGAACAGAGGAAAGGGAACAAAGGAAGGAGAAGAAGGAUAGGAAAAGAAAAUGGCUUCGAUCUCAACAGCAAUCAACAGAGGCCGGACAGGUUCCAGACGGCAACGAUGACGACGACGACGACGACGACUGGGAGGAGUUAGCGCGGGAAGAGCGGAUGGCAAAGAAGCUGAAGAAAGGAGGUAUAAAUCAAAGCGAGUUUGAUAAAGAAUUCGCCGAUCUGUGA